AUGCAAUUAGCUUUUCUGGAUCUUGAAGCUGCUCUCGACUAUCCUCAUCGAGGCCGUCUUCUCAACGCGCUCCGCGCCGAUGGAGUACCAGGAAAGUUCGUUCGCUUGCUUGAUGACGUGAAUCAACGAACAAUUGCUGUAGUUAGAACACCAGCCAGAUGUGCAACACCGCUUGAGGUGGAAGUUGGAGUAAGACAAGGGAUAGUGGCAGGACCCUUCCUGUUUACCUUCGCCAUCGCACCAUCAGGACGCCCCUUGACCGAUCUCGAGUGCGUCGACGAUGUUGUUAUAUUCGCGAAAAGCAGUACGAAACAUCAACAUGUUGUCAACCUUGUAUCGAUGCUGGCUACACCCUGUGGGCUAUGUAUACGCCUUGAUAAGUGCAAACAGAUGUGGCUCUCUUCGAGACCUCGUACGGGGAUCCGGGUGGAUGGACAGUCGAUCAAACUCGUCGGUGAGUUCUGUUACCUGGACUGUAUGCUGAACAACAACGCCAGCUUCCACAACGGUUUACCGCCUCAUAGUGGCCUGAAGGUGACUCUGGGCAUCGAACUGCGAUGCACAGCGGAGGUUCGGCGACGACCUGAGGUGAAAGCUAAGCUCGCCGUGGCAUGGCUGCUUAGUUUGGGGAAAAGUCUUUUUGCCACUCCAGCAUAUCCACUGCCUCAGUACCCUGCACACUGGGCACUGCCGUCUCAGACGUCGGACGGUAUGGCGACCGGUGAGAGGCGAUCAAAUCUCAGGUUGUUCAGGACGUCAUUGAUUCUGGACCAAGACGACACACGCACGACUUGCCAUGGAGACUGUCUAAGACUGUGUACUUACAACGCGAGAACAGUGUCCACAGACGCUGACCUGCAUGCCCUUCUCGGAGCUGCAGAGCGUAUCAAAUUUCACGUGAUUGCUCUGCAGGAGACCAAGUGUAGAAGGAGCGACGUACGACAGAUGAAUGACGGUACACUCGUCAUUCGUGGAGUUAAGGUUCCGUCGCGAAAUGUAGGCGGUGUUGGUUUUGUUGUGCACCCAUCUGUCGUCCAUUUUUCGACUCUCACGAGAUCCGUCACCUCGUCUGGCCAUUCUUCGUCUCCGCUCUGCCCAAAAUCCUCCAACUGCUACUCACCAACAUCAGCAGCUGAUGGUUCCGAAUCGGAUGCGUUUUACGAGGAGCUGGAGGAAGUAAUCCGCAACGAGAAGUCCUUCUACAAAUUCGUUGUCGGAGACUUCAACGCAAAACUAGAAAAGACCACAGAAGAGGAAUACAGGAUUGGAAGAUUUGGACUAGGGGACCGGAACGAAAAUGGCAAUCGUCUCGCCGGGCUGUUGUCCGCCGCUCGCCUUUUUCAUGGAAACUCUCUUUUCGUGAAAAAAGAUCAUCGUCGGUGGACAUGGGAAUCGCACAAUGGCGCGACUCUGGUUCUGAUCACCGUCUCCUUCGUGCGAAAAUACGAGUUAGCCACACGAUGGAAGAGAACAUCUGCUAUCGGCAACGAAGGAAAAAGAAGUCGUCUACGACGAUUGUGUACUCGAGGACGCACGACAAACUUGGAGCGAAUUUCAAAGACCACCAAGGAAUUGUUGGAAAGAAGGGCUUUGAGGCUUGAUCCGAAUGCAUCGCACACUGAGCGGUUAUUAGAAAACACUAGCUGCAGAAAAACGUUGCAGGAGGAUCUUUUGAAAUACAAGCAGAAGAAAAUUCUGGAAGCAGCACAAAGAAGAACGAGUCUAAAGAAGUGCUGCAGGGAUCUCCGCGAAUAUAAUAUUCCGCUAGCAGCCUUGCUGAGCGAAGACGGGACUCGCAAUUCUUCUCGUCGUGAGAUGGAAAUCAUUGCGGAGAGGUUCUACUCGAACCUUUUCCGUUCAUCAACUCCUGUGUCAAGCCCGAUCAUCCCCACUGGUGAAGCUCCACCACGGAUUCUUCCUUCGGAAGUACGAGUCGCUAUCAAGAGCAUGAAACCUGGCACAGCCCUCGGACCUGAUUUUAUAUCAGCAGACUUUCGUCGGGCUGGUGGCCAUCCGCUUCAUGUAAUCUUAGCAGUGCACAUGACAUCCUAUCUUCAGAAGGAAAGGAUCCCAGACAAGUGGAAGAUCUCGCGAACCGUUCUUAUCCAUAAGAAAGGUGACCGAGAGGACCUUCGAAACCAUCCGAUAUACUUGCUGAGCGUGUUAUACAAAGUAUUCACCAAGAUCAUCCUCACGCGCAUAUCUAGGACGCUGAAUGAAGCCCAGCCUCAAGAGCAAGCUGGAUUCCGCUAG
Messenger RNA from Necator americanus (New World hookworm), 2253 nucleotides. RefSeq lists its product as uncharacterized. NCBI's taxonomy places the organism in Eukaryota, Metazoa, Nematoda, Chromadorea, Rhabditida, Ancylostomatidae. The record is from RefSeq and is a predicted model, not a curated record. Gene Ontology annotation, biological process: chromatin remodeling. Gene Ontology annotation, cellular component: nucleus. Bases 1 to 2253 code for a protein of 750 amino acids. The transcript has 5 exons. Gene Ontology annotation, molecular function: catalytic activity.